This is a messenger RNA of Elaeis guineensis (African oil palm), 860 nucleotides long. NCBI's taxonomy places the organism in Eukaryota, Viridiplantae, Streptophyta, Magnoliopsida, Arecales, Arecaceae. The record is from RefSeq and is a predicted model, not a curated record.
ACCGGCGUGCCAAACCGCGUCGCUUCACAUCGUGAGAUAGAGCGGGACCUCGAGCCGUAUGCAAAUAACCCUCAAGAGCUGAGACCCGUCCGGCGAUAAAGAACGAAGAGGAGACCAAACAAUUUCUCUUUCUUUCGUCCCCACUCCCUCCCCCUGUGAUUUGAACGCUCUCGAUCUCUCCUCUUCCUACCCUCAGGGUCCCAAACCCCAAGGUGGAUUCUUUUUUAAUCGCAAAGGGGCACGGAAAUGGAUCACCAGUACAGUGGGGGAAGCUGGAUGAUGGUCCCGAGCCAAACCUCCAUGGGCCAAGAUCUCCGCUCUCUCCAACCCCAAUACCCCCAACAGCAGCCGCAACAACAGCAGCAGCACCAUCACCACCCGUCGCUGGCCUCGCACUUCCAUCUCCUUCACUUAGUGGAAAGGUUAGCAGAGGCACUUGAAAGUGGAACUCGCGAUCAGCAUUUUGAUGCACUGGUUAGCGAAUUGACCACCCAGUUUGAAAGAUGCCAGCGAUUAUUAAACUCUAUUUCAGACACCAUCAAUACAAAGGGCGUGACAGUUGAAGGACAAAAGCGUAAAUCUGAGGAAACUAUGCAACAGCUGAACCAAAGGAGCAGGGACCUUAUCGCUAAAUAUGGAAGUUCUGUGGAAGAUCUGGUUAAGUCAGAUGACAAUAGAUGAUUUUAAUUCAUUUAUUAUCUUUGCUACCGCCAGGAAGCUUGUAACCAUUCCUGAGAUUGUAAAUCUUUGUGCCUUGAAUUCUUAUUAACAAACCGCCAUCUCGUGACUUAUUUUUUAGUGAUUAGUUUCUAUGGACUUAAGUUAUUUGAUCAUAUGAGCUUUUGAUAUCCUCUUCUGGU